CCCCGCAGCUAUGACGUAUUGAUGACGCAUGUCCGAGCCUACUUCCACAGGCCUUGGCUGCAGCUAGCUCCAUAGCUAACAGCUAACUGAAGCCUCUCGGUAGUUUCAGUAAUUUAACUCUCAUAUGAGUUUAAUGAUUCAGCUGUGAGAGUCUGGACGGCUGCGACGCCUCGUUGAUUACUGACUACAUUUAGAACAAGCGAACAACAGCUAACAGCUGUUAGCCUGUUGUUAGCUUCAGUUUAGCUAACAGCUAACGGCUAACAGCUAACGGCUAACAGCUAACGGCUAACGAGAUCCUCUGGUCGGUGACGGGAUGAUAAAGUUCGUGCUGAUGGUGAACCGGCAGGGUCAGACCAGACUGUCCCGGUAUUACCAACCGGUGGAGCUGAGCAGGAGGUCGCUGCUGGAGGCCGACGUGGUCCGCUGUUGCCUGAGCCGCAAGAAAGACCAGUGUUCCUUUGUGGAGUACAAAGACUUUAAACUGGUUUACCGCCAGUACGCGGCUCUGUACAUCGUGGUGGGAGUCACAGACAGCGAGAACGAGCUGUCCGUCUACGAGCUGGUUCAUAACUUUGUGGAAGUUCUGGAUAAAUACUUCAGCCGGGUGAGUGAACUGGACAUCAUGUUCAACUUGGACCGAGUCCACAUCAUCCUGGACGAGAUGAUCCAGAACGGACACGUGGUGGAGACCAACAAGCGCGUCCUCGCGCCGCUCACCGCCCUUGACAAGAUGGCCGACGGCUGAGGCUCUACAGGAAGUGAUGUCACAGACUGACAUCAUCGGGAUCGUGGAGAUUAAAGGACUCCUGGAGCCUGUUAACGAUGCCGACGUCGUUCCAAUAAUCAAUGGAUCAAUCGGCGAUGGAUCAACAUGAACGGUUUCUGUUUUUAGAUCCAGUAUCUCUGCUGUUCUCCACAUCUGGAACUAAGUUAAUAAAACAUCUGGAUCUGUAAAGUAA
Messenger RNA from Sebastes umbrosus (honeycomb rockfish), 962 nucleotides. It is a transcript of the gene ap4s1, whose product is annotated as adaptor related protein complex 4 subunit sigma 1. Gene Ontology annotation, biological process: protein transport; vesicle-mediated transport. The record is from RefSeq and is a predicted model, not a curated record. NCBI's taxonomy places the organism in Eukaryota, Metazoa, Chordata, Actinopteri, Perciformes, Sebastidae. Gene Ontology annotation, cellular component: intracellular membrane-bounded organelle.